CAUUUGAAGUAAGGCGCUGGUCAUACGGUGUUAGUGGUGUUUGGCCACUGAUAGUUAAGGUUACUAUAGAUAGUUUGUUAACCACCCGAGCGCUGAUUUCAACGGAGUUCGGCUUUCCCACAGCACUAUGAACAUUCUCGCGAGAAGAGACUUCCCAGACAACCCAGUACGUGGCUUGACAGCUGUGUGCUGGGAGUGUUUGGUUUGGUUUGUCUGUUGGCAGGUUUGGACCAUAGACUGUAUAUUGUUGAUACCUGUGUGUACCUGGACGUCGAAUAACAACCGUGAAUCCGCUACACGUCUUUGAAUCGUGUCACGUCCACUCUGUCGGCCUGGUAUGGCGGAGAGAGGGCCGUCGGUUGAAUUCUCCGGCUCUCUGACGAGCUCCAUUCUUCCUCCGCCGAGGACUCGCAUCUUCAAAAUCAUUGUGAUCGGGGACUCGGGGGUCGGAAAGACGUGCCUCACCUAUCGCUUCUGUGCAGGCAAGUUCCCCGAGAAGACUGAGGCCACGAUCGGGGUUGACUUCAGGGAGAGACUGGACGAGAUUGAUGGCGAAAAAAUCAAGAUCCAGCUGUGGGACACUGCAGGCCAAGAGCGCUUCAGGAAGUCCAUGGUGCAGCACUACUACCGCAAUGUGCAUGCUGUUGUCUUUGUCUAUGAUGUCACCAACGCUGCUAGCUUCCGCAGCCUCCCUGCGUGGAUUGAGGAGUGCAAGCAGCACGCUCUGGGCACAGAGGUACCCAGGAUCUUAGUUGGAAACAAGUGCGACCUCCAAGACUCCAUCCAAGUGAGCACAGAUGUGGCGCAACAGUUUGCAGAUUCCCAUUCCAUGCCCCUAUUUGAGACAUCUGCAAAAAGCCCAAACAGACAGGGAGAAGGAAGCUAUGGCAGUGGAAACAGUGACCACGUUGAGGCUAUUUUUAUGACGGUGGCCCACAAACUCAAGUCUCAAAAGCCUCUAGUGCUGAGCCAGCCCCCUGGGGGAUCAGGAGGCCCCAUCAGCCUGAGUAGGGGGAUGAGUGAUGGAGGAGAUGUGGCCAGGAGCUGGGCCUGCAGCAGCUGCUGAAGAAGAAAAAUGGAGGGAAAGAGUGGAUCCUACAAAAUGGCUGCAACAACUGAAACGAUGUGUUAAUUUGAAAACAAUACAUUUUUCAUGUGCUUGCCUUGUGCUUGAUAUUACAAACGACUUUUAGUAGUUUAGCUGGGGGCAAUGUGAUUGCUGCAGUGUGAUUGCUGCAAUGUGGCAAUGCGAUUACCACGUUGGGAUGUUGGUUGAUGGAAAUGAUUGUGAACACAAAAUCAGAACCUGAGUCAGUUAUCCUGAGAUAGUAAUUGCCGAGCCUGCACUACUUAAGUUUCAAGUCAAUAACUUUGUUUUGUUGAAGCAAAAAACAGUGGCAUUUAUAUUUUUUGAGUGUGGGGGGGAUAAUAUCAAACCGAUCUUUAAGCUCUUCUGGGCCCAAUGACGCAAACAACUAUGAUUGUUGUCCAGUCCAGAUACAAUCAGGAUCGUCCCAUGUAAUGGGAAUGUAAAGUGUGAAGAGCAGCUAAUGAGAACUACUGGUGGGAAUAUAAAAUUAUUUUACUGACAAGUGACCUGAAUAUAUAAUUUGAAUGUGGACAAUACAAUCCAAUACAUAACAUCAUGCAACCUGUGAUGCAGUGUAUGGCCUUAAUCUGUGGCACUGCAGUAAGCACUGCGUCAUAUGGAAAGGAGUUGGGCCAUGCCUUCUUUUUGUUGUAUUGUAGACAUAUGAUGAUAGUCUUAAGACUGGCGACCUGGUGUACCCCCCCUCUCGGACAACAAAAGCUGGAAUUGAUUCCAGCUCCCCUGCGACCCUCAAAGUACAACAGUAUAGAUAUCAGAUGGUUGAUAAUCUUUAAUUUUCAUUAAAGGUACCCUGUUGAAUUUU
Pleuronectes platessa (European plaice) is the source of this 1913-nucleotide messenger RNA. RefSeq names its product RAB33B, member RAS oncogene family a (gene rab33ba). Lineage: Eukaryota; Metazoa; Chordata; Actinopteri; Pleuronectiformes; Pleuronectidae. The transcript has 2 exons. Bases 338 to 1066 code for a protein of 242 amino acids. The record is from RefSeq and is a predicted model, not a curated record. Gene Ontology annotation, molecular function: GTP binding; GTPase activity. Gene Ontology annotation, cellular component: Golgi apparatus; endosome. Gene Ontology annotation, biological process: Rab protein signal transduction.